Messenger RNA from Brassica napus (rape), 1491 nucleotides. RefSeq lists its product as uncharacterized. The transcript has 3 exons. The record is from RefSeq and is a predicted model, not a curated record. The coding region runs from base 1 to 1491 and encodes 496 amino acids. NCBI's taxonomy places the organism in Eukaryota, Viridiplantae, Streptophyta, Magnoliopsida, Brassicales, Brassicaceae.
AUGGUGGUGAUUCCAGUUACUCUUAAAGGAGCUAACUAUCUACAUUGGGCAAGGCUUGCUACGACAGCUCUUGGAGGCAGAGGGCUUUGGGAGAUUGUUGAAGAAGGCAGGCCACACAAGAAGACUAUCCUAGGAGAGGAUGGCAAAGAGGUUGUUGUUGCUGAUGCUGGCGCCAAGAAGAAAUGUCAAGAGGACCAGUUGGUGUUGUCCAUUCUUCAGCACAGUCUUGACCCCUCACUUCAGGAAGGUUACUCCUAUUGUGAAACUUCCAAGGAGCUGUGGGAUACACUUCAGAAGGUGUAUGAAAACAAUUCCAACAUCAGUAGAGUCUUUGAAGUCAAGAGGGCUAUCAAUACUCUUAGUCAAGAGGACAAUGAUUUUGAUAAACAUUUUGGGAAGUUCAGAUCCUUGUGGGCUGAACUUGAGAUGCUCAGGCCAGCAGCUAUUGAUCCUGAUGUGCUUAAUCAAAGGAAAGAGCAAGACAAGGUCUUUGCUUUGCUGCUUACCCUCCAUCCAAGCUAUGGUGACCUCAUCAAGCACAUCCUAAGGAAUAAGGACCUACCUUCUCUAGAUGAAGUAUGCUCUGAGAUUUACAAGGAGCAAUGCUCAGUUGGUCUCUUUGGAGGAAGAAAGAAAGAUCUGAAGAAAGGCCAUGGAAAGGACAAGUGCUGGAUACUCCAUCCCCAUCUCAAGCCACAGAAGUUCAGGACAUGCUACAAUGAUGCCAAAGCAAACUUCUCUGGUGAUAUUGGUGAGCCAUCUAUACAAGGCAGCAUGCGCCAGACCAAUGAAGCUUGUGAGAACAAAGGGGGAGCUUCCAGCAGUGGCUCAGCCUUAAGGAACAUUCAAGAUGAGACCAUCAGGAGAUCUGAUAUUGAGGCUCUCAUCAAGCUCCUUAAGGAUAACUCUGGUAACUUACUUGGUAUCUCUUUAAAUGCUACUGCUUGUGGAACUUCUUUGAAUGCUAUAACUAAAUUUAAUUUGGCAAAACCUUUAGCUAUAGAUUCAGGAGCUGGUCACCUCAUGAUCAAUGAUUUAAAAUUGAUUAAAAACAUUGUCCCUCCCUUAGGAAAUGUUACAAUAGCUAAUGGUGAAAGAGUACCAAUUAAAGGAGUAGGUGAUCUUAUGUUGUUUAACAAAGAUUCUAAAGCUUUCUAUAUGCCUAGCUUCACCUCAAACUUGUUAUCAGUUAAAAGAGCUACUAAUGACUUGAAUUGCAGUGUUACUUUCACUCCUAAUGAUAUCUACUUUCAGGAUAUUGAAACUAGUAGGUUGCUUGGUAAAGGUGUCACCAAGGAAAACUUGUACUUGCUUGAAAAUACUAAGCUUGCUGCCUAUUUAUCUCAUGCUUUAAAUUCCAUUUCUGAUUUCCCUAAAGAUGAGAACAAAGAGAUAAGCUGGCGCAUUGAAGCACCAGGGCAGUUUUUAUUGGCUAUUCUUCUCACCAAAAGGGCUACAAAUGCUUUGUUCCAGAGACUAGGAGAGUCUUGA